AUGCAUCUCCUCCCGCGCGAACAGGACAAACUCAUCCUCACCACCCUCGGCACCCUCGCACAACGCCGCAUCGCCCGCGGCCUCGUCCUCAACCGCGCAGAGACAGUCGCACUCAUCGCCUCCCAGCUCCACGAGUUCAUCAGAGAUGGCAAGCACUCGGUCGCAGAGCUCAUGGAUAUCGGCAAGAAGAUGCUCGGGAGAAGGCAUGUCAUGGAGGGCGUUGCCGAGGCUAUCCAUGAUAUCCAGGUGGAGGGCACUUUCCCAGACGGCGUCUUUCUGGUCACAGUGCAUGACCCCAUUGCUUCAGACGAUGGCGACUUGAACAAUGCGCUCUACGGCUCCUUCCUGCCGAUCCCGUCUUCCGACCUUUUCCCACCACCACCAAAAUCCACCGAACCCAUCCCUGGAGCCCUCAUAUGCCUCAAGAAACCAGUGGCCCUCAAUGUCUCUCGUCGCAGACUCCUUCUUGAAGUCAAGAACGCGGGAGACAGACCCAUACAAGUCGGCUCCCACUAUCCCUUCCUCGAAACCAACCCUUCCCUGGUCUUUGACCGUCUUUUGUCAUACGGCUUGAGACUUGAUAUCCCAGCAGGCACAGCAGUGCGUUUCGAACCUGGGGAGAAGAAGACGGUGGGGAUGGUGGAGGUAGGGGGAAAAAAGCUUCUGUAUGGCGGAAGUGGGUUGGGGAGUGGGCAGUUUGAGGAAGGGUUGAGAGAGACAAGUGUUCGAGAUCUGGUGGAGAAGGGUGGAUUCGGGCACAAGAAGCAAGAAAAGGUGGAGCAAGGCCCCAUUGUUCAAAUGGACCGAGAGGUGUACGCGUCAAUGUUUGGCCCAACUACCGGCGACAAGAUCAAACUCGGCGACAUGGACCUUUGGGUUGAGGUCGAAAAGGACUUUACUAUCUACGGCGACGAGUGCAAGUUUGGGGGUGGAAAGGUGCUCCGUGAUGGUCAAGGACAGGCGUCCGAUAGACAUGACUCUGAGGUGCUGGACCUGCUGAUCACCAAUGCAUUGAUCAUCGACUGGAGUGGUAUCUACAAGGCAAAGACGCAGGCCGAUAUCGGUAUCAAGAAUGGUAUCAUCGUGGGUAUCGGAAAGGCUGGUAACCCAGAUAUCAUGGACGGUGUCACCGAAGGCAUGAUCUUUGGCUCUAGCACCGAAGUCAUCGCCGGAGAAAAGCUCAUCAUUACUGCCGGUGCAAUCGACGUCCACGUCCACUACAUUUGCCCUCAGCUUUGUAACGAGGCUCUGGCUUCUGGUAUUACGACCCUCGUUGGCGGCGGUACAGGCCCUGCAGACGGAAGCAACGCCACCACCUGCACCUCCUCCGCCUUCUACAUGCAAAACAUGAUUACCGCUACCGACACUAUCCCGCUCAACUUUGGCUUUACCGGCAAAGGCAAUGACGCGGGUGUCCAUGCAAUAAAGGAUAUCGUGGAGGCGGGAGCUUGUGGGUUGAAGUUGCACGAGGAUUGGGGAUCGACGCCAGAGGCUAUUGAUAGGGCUUUGACUAUUGGUGACGAGUAUGAUGUGCAAGUCAACAUUCACACAGACACGCUCAACGAGAGUGGUUAUGUCGAGAGCACUCUGGCUGCUUUCAAGGGCAGGACCAUCCAUACAUACCACACUGAAGGCGCUGGUGGUGGUCACGCCCCCGACAUCAUUGUGGUGUGUGAGCACGAAAACGUCCUGCCCAGUUCUACCAACCCCACUCGACCUUAUGCCGUCAACACUCUGGACGAGCACCUUGACAUGUUGAUGGUCUGCCACCAUCUCGACAAAUCCAUUCCUGAGGAUAUCGCCUUUGCUGACUCUCGUAUCCGAGCCGAGACUGUGGCUGCCGAGGACGUCCUCCAAGACACUGGCGCUAUCUCCAUGAUCUCGUCUGAUGCCCAGGCUAUGGGCCGAAUCGGCGAAGUCAUCGCUCGAACAUGGCGUACUGCCGCCAAGAUGAAGUCUGUCCGCGGCCCUCUUCCCGGCGAUGAAGAGACUCGCGACAACAACCGUGUCAAGCGCUACAUUGCUAAGUACACUGUCAACCCCGCCAUCACACACGGCAUGUCGCACCUCAUCGGUUCCGUUGCCGUCGGCCAGCUCGCAGAUCUGUCCAUCUGGAAAGCAGAAAACUUUGGGGCAAGACCGGAGAUGGUGCUGAAGGGCGGUGUGAUUGCGUGGGCACAGAUGGGUGAUGCGAAUGCGUCGAUUCCAACGGUGCAGCCAGUGUUUGGGAGGCCCAUGUGGGGAUCGCAGCCGAGGGCAGCGGCGCUCAACUCGAUUGUUUGGGUCAGUCAGGCGUCGAUUGAGAAGGGCAUCGUGCAAAAGUAUGAUAUCAAGAAGAGGACUGAAGCAGUCAAGAAAUGUCGAGACAUUGGUAAAAAGGAUAUGAAGCUGAACGACCACAAACCCAAGAUGACUGUGGAUCCCGAGACUUAUCAAGUGAUGGCAGAUGGAGUCUUGUGCGAUGUACCGCCAGCGACUACUUUGCCGUUGACAAAGAAGCAUUUCAUCUAUUAG
Molecule: messenger RNA, 2514 nt
Organism: Cryptococcus wingfieldii CBS 7118
Lineage: Eukaryota; Fungi; Basidiomycota; Tremellomycetes; Tremellales; Cryptococcaceae
Product: urease
Exons: 10
Coding region: 1-2514 (837 amino acids)
Biological process (GO): urea catabolic process
Cellular component (GO): urease complex
Molecular function (GO): nickel cation binding; urease activity
Source: RefSeq, a predicted model, not a curated record